AUCUAAUCCAACGGUUGAGAGUAGUUUCUGUAUUAAUCCAAAGGUUGUGGUCUCCUGCCAUUAAACUCGGUAAAGCAGACGAAGAUACAACUCUGCCUACAACCUUAAAGACAGGGAGGCUGAACAAAAAACAAACACAACUUUGUUUCGAUUCACAACAUCUGUGUGUUCUACUCCUCCUCCGAUUUCAUACGUAUUGAAUCUGGCGUGGAAGCUUCUAAGUACAAAGCUUUUGUUUUGUUCUAGCUGAGUUAAGUGGAAGAGAGAGAGAGAGAGAGAGAGCUAAAAGGACACGACUUUGUUGUUGUUGAAGUCUUAUGGGUACCUAGGAGAAGAAGGGACUUGUUGUUGUGGCAGGCAAGGAUCAGAUGCAUACUACCUCCAUCCCCGCUGGUGACCUUGAAAAGCAGCAGGACAAGGCUCCCGAGAAGCAGAGCGAGUCAGUAAAUGAGUCUGCCACGGAGGUAAACCUCACCAUUGUUGUCUGCAAUGGAGAUUCAAGUGGGGCACAUGAAACCGUAGAGGUGGCUCAGAUCUAUGGCCCAGCUGAGAGGGAAGAGUCUCCCAAAAAGGUUUGCUUGUCCAGGAACUCCAGCUCUCACGAGCAGUGUAGGGUUUGUCAGCAAGAGAAGGAAGAGGCUUUGAUCGAACUGGGGUGCCUAUGUCGUGGUGGCCUUGCUAAAUCCCAUAGGUCAUGCAUAGAUGCUUGGUUUCGCACAAAAGGCUCUAAUCAGUGCGAGAUCUGCCAGGCAGUGGCUGCCAACGUACCACCUCCAGAGACCCAACCAACUACAAAUUACUGGGUUUGGAGGAUUGAUCCAAGCUAUAGACAAGAGCAGCGGGAGAGAGGAUGUUUCAGUCCUCUGUGGGUAGCAUUCUCAAUUCUGAUAGGCGGUCUAAUGCUAGAUGUGUUAAUAUCCAUCACACUUGGUGUGUCUGCACUCCCGGUUAACAUAAUAAUCGGAGUGAUAGUGGUGCUAGGGCUAGGAACAGCACUAAGGCUGACAUUGGAGUUCUGCUACGAGUGGAGCUUGAGAAGAGCGGUUCAGAGGGCAGUGCAGAGGAGAGAAACAGCCUUUAAUAACAUUGCAUACCCAUCUGCCUUGUAAGAGACUAAUGUCAAGUUGGAAGUAUCUUGUGUGUGUUAGUGUGUAUGUAAAAAAGUUGUGUGAAACAAGUGUGAUUGUUUUACAUGCAUUGCUGAAUUUGUUGGGAGCAUCAACUUUCUGUAGCUCCAAACGUUUACAAAAUUAGUGUUAACCCCCAACACGUUCAGAAAUU
Molecule: messenger RNA, 1281 nt
Organism: Brassica oleracea var. oleracea
Lineage: Eukaryota; Viridiplantae; Streptophyta; Magnoliopsida; Brassicales; Brassicaceae
Exons: 8
Coding region: 369-1109 (246 amino acids)
Molecular function (GO): zinc ion binding
Source: RefSeq, a predicted model, not a curated record